This is a messenger RNA of Ostrea edulis (European flat oyster), 953 nucleotides long. Its product is annotated as muscle cell intermediate filament protein OV71-like. The record is from RefSeq and is a predicted model, not a curated record. NCBI's taxonomy places the organism in Eukaryota, Metazoa, Mollusca, Bivalvia, Ostreida, Ostreidae. The transcript has 4 exons. Bases 1 to 369 code for a protein of 122 amino acids.
AUGCAAGGAGAUGUGUCACCUAAGACUACCUAUCUGUCCAUUUAUGAAGUCAGUCCAGAAGGAAAAUUUAUCAGCCUGAAAAAUACAUCCAGUGGGACCAACAGAAGGGAAAUCAACAUGGAUAGCUGGAAGCUGAAGAGAACAGUUGAUGGCAAGAGAGAUUACAUAUACACAUUUAGAAACUUUACUCUUAAACCCGGCAAGGUUGUCAAGAUCUACUCUCGAGGUUCUGCUGCCGAUGCCAGAGUUAAUGAUUUAGUGUAUAGAGAUGACGACAGCUGGGGCGUGGGGUCACAGGUCACAACUGUCCUCCUAAACGACAGCAACGAGGAGAAGGCCACACACACACAAAAGACACUCUACAACUAGGCGAAUUUACCAAAAUGAUAGUGAUUCAACUACUGCAAUGUUAUUCAACGGCUUUCUGCUUUGUAAUUUUUAAAACGUUUCUACGUCCAAAUAUUUUAAUGUAUCUGUUACGUAAUUGUACAGUGCGCGCUUUAGCUGUUUAAGUAAUGGGGAUUCAUUUUUGUUAAAGUGGUUGUGAUUGUAGCGUAAGAUAGUUGUCUUCCAGGGACAAAAAACUACUUAUUUAUUCCAGCCUUUGUAUUUAAAUUUUUAAUUUUUUAUACGAGACCAGUGAAGAAUGCGUUAUACAUGUUUUUAUGAUAUUAAAUAAUAGUAUUUAUGUUUUAUCCCCAUGUUAAACUGAAGGUGUCUUUCCAUUGCCUUGUUUUCUUACCAUAGUGAGGUUAGUUUAGAAGGCUUUUUCUUUUCGAACUUUGGAGGGACAUGAGCACUAAAGGACCUGUGAAAUCUUCGCGCAGUAUUGUAUAUAUAUGAAACAUAUUCUUUCUCCGUGUCACUGCUUGUAAAACAAUAUAACACAAACUUAGGUCCUCUGCAGCCUGUUACUUGCCGAUUUCUUCAGAAAUAAAGUGUGUUUCAACGAU